AUGAUUCUCCACCAGAUCGCUCAGGAUCGCGAUGUGGUGGUCCCAGCGAUGAUUGUGCAGCGCAUCCGCCACGUCGAACCACCCAUCACGGACAGCAUCAUCGUACCCUUCAAGGGCACGGGCGGCAACGUCGUUGUCCUCAUUGUGGCGCUCGACUACGACUACGUUCCUGCGGCGCAGCUGACCUGCUCCAGAGACGCCAGGACCAUGUAUCGGAUUGCCGAGCGCGCCGGGGUGAAAGACAUCACGGUGCUCACAGACAAGCAGGGCGUGGACGGCACGAACUUCCCCGUCAGGUCGGUCGUCCUCCAGCACAUCAGGAUGGCCGCGGGCCGAUGCCGGCCGGGCGACUGGUUCGUGUGGUUCUGGGCCGGGCACGGCGUCACGGUGCGGCCCCGCGGCGGGGGCGACGCGAGGCAGCAGGGUGAGAACGCGGACGUGGACACGGACGGGGACCAGGCUUUUGUUACGCCGGACCAGAAGGGUGCACUCACGGAACGCGCCCUGCUUAUGGACGACGUCUUUGCCACCGCCCUUGACCUUCGCGGAUUAUGA
Messenger RNA from Prorocentrum cordatum, 555 nucleotides. Lineage: Eukaryota; Dinophyceae; Prorocentrales; Prorocentraceae. The record is from the annotation of a GenBank genome assembly.